Messenger RNA from Papaver somniferum (opium poppy), 876 nucleotides. RefSeq lists its product as uncharacterized. Gene Ontology annotation, molecular function: serine-type endopeptidase inhibitor activity; structural constituent of ribosome. Gene Ontology annotation, cellular component: ribosome. Gene Ontology annotation, biological process: translation. Lineage: Eukaryota; Viridiplantae; Streptophyta; Magnoliopsida; Ranunculales; Papaveraceae. The transcript has 5 exons. The coding region runs from base 1 to 876 and encodes 291 amino acids. The record is from RefSeq and is a predicted model, not a curated record.
AUGUAUUUACUUACCAUCAGAUUCUCAAUUUCAUACAGGUACGAUUGUGGGGUAUGGACAGUCAUCUGGAAGGGUAUUUCUCCAUCUGAAGUUGUCUGUAUCAGAAUUUUAGUAUGUUUUGGUGACACCUGUCUUACUUGUAUCAACGCUGCUUGCUGGUUACAAGGAAAUACAGGGAGUGGCAUCUUCACUAAACGAGUUAUCGUUGGUGCUUGUCACCAUAUGCUUGGAAGAUUCUCUUCAAAUUUUGCCAAAGAACUUCUUCUUAGUAGACAGAAGGUUGUAGUUGUUCAUUGUGAAGAGAUCUGUGUUUCUGGUGGUCUUGUUUGGCUCUUGCUAAGAUCCUUUGGAGGAGUAUCCGUGGUGAGUGGCAUCUGCUCUACAAGAGUGGUCGUUGAUGCUCGUCUCCAUAUACUUGGAAGAUUAUCCUCAAGUAUUGCCAAACUUCUUAAUGGACAGAAAGGUGUAGUUGUUCGUUCUGAAGAGUUCUUCAAUCAGAAUACCGUGAAAACGGGGGAAUUUAAGGUUCCGAAAUUCAAAAUCGUUUUUGACUUUGAAGCAUCAAGAGCACUCCAGGAAUUGGGCGUAGUUUUGCCUUUUGAUCAAUCAAAAGCAGAGCUGACGGAAAUGGUGAAUAUUGAUGGUACUAGUGAGCUUCAUGUUUGGAAAGUUUUUCACAAGUGUUUUGUUGAAGUUGAUGAAAAAGGAACAGUGGCCGCUGCUUCUACUGCUAUUGUAGGGGGAAGUUGGGCCUGCGCGGCUUCGAAAGUUGUCGAAUUUGUGGCAGAUCAUCCUUUCAUGUUCAUUAUACGAGAGGAGCAAAGUGGUGUGGUGUUGUUCAUGGGACAUGUCCUUAAUCCAUUGUUAAAUUUGUGA